This is a messenger RNA of Cadophora gregata, 2049 nucleotides long. RefSeq lists its product as uncharacterized. Lineage: Eukaryota; Fungi; Ascomycota; Leotiomycetes; Helotiales; Ploettnerulaceae. The record is from RefSeq and is a predicted model, not a curated record. Bases 1 to 2049 code for a protein of 682 amino acids. The transcript has a single exon.
AUGCAGGAUCAGGGCAGACGCAAACCCCCAAUAGAACGAGUCCUCAAAUCACCACUCCUCUUCGCAGCUCUCACCACAUUCCUCUCGGCGCUCUACUACUGGCCUCGUCGCUGGGUAUUGUCCGGCGCUCCACUGCUGCAGUUCUUCGUCCUUCUCGGCGACUCAAAUGGUUAUCGCGUGCUACCAUCUAUUGCACUCUGGCCGAUCUUCUCGACUUUCAAUCUCGGGUAUUCGAUAUGCUCGACUUCCUGGCUACUUUAUGGGAUCUUUACGGCGGUUUGUUACCCAACCAUCGUCUUGAUAUGUCUCUUUCAAUUUGAAGUCGUGGGAAAUAUCGCGAGGAGGGCGCUGAGAGCACUGUUGAAGCAGUUACAUUUCAUUGAUGAUAAAAUUGCAUUCUUCAAUAUCCCAGCUUUGGAAAUCGAUACAGAUGUUGACGGGCUUCUGGUCUUGAGAGGUGUCACGUUCUCGCUCAGCAAUCUAAGUUUUGUUGUUCAUGGCGUGGAAGUCGGGAUCAAGUUGAGUGAUGAUAUGGAAUUGGCGAUACAAUCGGACGAGGUUACAGUUCGCUUGUUUAGAGGUAUUGAUAUUGGGGACUGUUAUGCGAACCUGAAGGGUGGAGAGUUCGAGAUGACUUUUGGUGGCUUGGAGGGGAACAGUAAGGAUUCUCAUGGCGACGCGGUAUUUGUCGAGGGGACGCCUCUGUUGAAUGCGGCUUCGAAGGACGGGGAUCGGAGGAGUAUUGAUGGGUUGAGUGAGAAGGAUGUGCCAUUGAAGGAGGUCAAAAUGGCUGAAGUCAUGACUGAUGGGAAAGUGCCGGCUGCUGUGUCGCCAGAGACUGGACUAAAGUCCAUGAAGAGGUUGUCACCAGACAAUGAAGCAGCAAGCGGACGAUACUUCCAAAUGUUGAACUUCAUCAAAGAUACUAGCGCUAUACACGAAGCUCGAGAGCACGUCAGAAGUCUCACUGAACAGACAGUCGAUGUCGAGCGUACCUUCGACCUUUCAGACGACAAUGCCAUCCGUGCAGCAGUCUGUUCCCAAGUUCACUCCAAGCCUUCGGUACCACACCCUCCUCAGAAGUCUAUCAGGGUCUCAACGAUCAAGAGCUCUUCCCCUCCAUACGUCAAGCGAUUCCUCCACCGUCUUCCAAUGCUCUUACGCCUCCUCCUCAAUCCACUAAGCUAUUUCCACCCGGUUAAGGUCACCGCCAUAACAACAACUGCUUCAGGACGCUGGAUCGACAGCAUCCUCGUGCAGAAAAUAUUCAAAGAAUACGCCGAGCAAAACUCCGAAAUCAGACAUCUCCAGCAAUCCAUCUCAUCCUGGUUAUCGGACGCCAAUUUCGCAGUCGAGCUUGGUGGCAUCACUGGCAUCGCACACGUCCCAUUCAUCUCAACCUACGAUAUAAACUGCCAUCUCAUGUUCAACGACGUGAUGGCCUACCGUGCUCUUCCCACGCAGGUAGAACUCAAACAAGUCGUCCGUCUUGGCGGUGCGGAUGCCCGUUUUGUGGUCCCAUCUUUUCUCCUCCCGCACCAUGAACACUUGCUACCUCCACCACCUUCUCAAAAUAGAAGAAAGAAUCAUGAGCUCGAACAGAGCGUCGAGUCGGCGGAUGGUAAACCUCAAGAGAUUAACGCACAACAUUCGCUUACUCAAUCCCUCUCCGACGAAACAAACGUCUCGAUAUCAGUCCACGCCCGACUACCGGCUUGCUUCGAUCAAGAACUCCUCGACUUCACAGCUGCACUGGUAAAAGCUACGAAAGUCGUGGAGAUGGAGAAGGAGAGUAGUGUAAUGAAUGACGAGGUUGCUGGAAUCAAAGAUUUCGGGAAAGCGUUGAAAGGGGGAUUGAAGGAGGGCAUGAAGAGAGCGGUUGUAGAUGGUGUAGUUAAUGAGCGCUGGAUUGCGAAGAUGGUAGGUAAGAUUACGAGGAAGCUGGAGACGGCAAGGGGUGAGGCGGGGUAUAGUGGGGAUAUUCCUGUGAAGUUGGAGAAGUAUAGGACGGGGUUGAUGGAAAGUGAGGGAGAGAAGUUGUUGCCGUGA